This is a messenger RNA of Drosophila eugracilis, 2042 nucleotides long. RefSeq lists its product as uncharacterized. The record is from RefSeq and is a predicted model, not a curated record. NCBI's taxonomy places the organism in Eukaryota, Metazoa, Arthropoda, Insecta, Diptera, Drosophilidae. Gene Ontology annotation, molecular function: sodium channel regulator activity. Gene Ontology annotation, biological process: regulation of sodium ion transport. The transcript is spliced from 2 exons. The coding region runs from base 572 to 1918 and encodes 448 amino acids.
CGCCAGUGCGGAGCAGAAAGCCUUGGGUCACGAGCCACCAGCUGCCAGUAACUCGAAGGGAAAAAAUAAUUACCACAAAAUAGCACUGCUCAAGAAUUAACAAAUAAUUGUCGAUAAAUUAUAAAAUCCAAUUAUAACUUAAUAAUUGUAGAAAAAAGCGUAACCAAAGGAUAUACCCCAAACGGUGUGAAUCCCCCCAAAAAAACAACACAGCACGUGAUGCAACCAACGUAUGGAUGGGCCCAGUGAUUAAAGUGAAUUUCUGUGGGGUCAGCUAGCCAAAAAUCGAUAGGUUGUGGCCUAUCCAAAAAAAAAGUGUCCUCCAGCUGGAAACGUGCGCAGCAUGCAAAGUUUUCUUUAAGUCUAAGGGAAAAUUCAGAGGAAAAUCUCAACCUACGCAGGGUUAUAUAACAUACAACACCGCCCACGCAGUUUUGCAGCUAAAUCGAUAGACUAAAAACCGACAUGACGAGCUUCUAAUUGGAUUGCACGCGAGGGAUUAACCACUGGGCUUUAAGUAGGACUAGGUGGAACUGCUACUUGGAAUUACAGGGUAGUUAAGCUUUGAGAGAUGGGCAAGAAGAAAGUGCCCACCGAGGACCUUGUGGUCCCACCGCAGGACACCCGGAUAUGCGGCACCAUAUGCAUAUGCCAGAUGACCCUGGUUCUCAGUUCAGUGGCUCUCGUCUAUCUCACGGUAGCCAUAUAUAUGCCAUCCACCCGGGCCUUCAAAAGUGGCAUUGAUCCCACGCCGGUGAUGUGCACCACCACAAGGGCCGUGAACAAGGAUAACUGCGAGUGGGGAAGCUGCGGCGAGUGGUGCUUGAGCAAAACCUCUGGUGCCUGCAUCCAGAUUUAUGUGAAUCUCCGCAGCAAUGGCAGCAAUCUCAUAUUCCAAAAUUGCACAAAUUCAGCCAAUAAAACAUGUUAUGGAAUUGACCAGGAUAGGGCGGACAAGGCUCGGUGCAUCAAUGAUGAGUGCAAGAAUCUCACGGGAACCUUCAAUUGCACCGCUGGUCAGUGUCUCAACAUAACGGAUGCCUUUGAGUGCGUCUUCCACAAUAGUGAUGCACCAGUAAAGUGUUCCGGAAGGCGGGGAAAGAUCAACUGCAUGGACAUCAGUGGCUUGUACUCCUGCAGCCGAGGAACCUGUCGAAAAAUAAGGACUCCCUACAACUGCGACAGACGAUGUGUGGAUAUUCCAACCAGGAACAAGAACGUGGUGGUUCUUAGUGGAGACAAGGUCUACCUAUCCCAAUGUCAAAAUGCCAUCAAUGCGGAAACUCUGGAAGAAGUUUGGAACGAAUCCAAUGAUAAUGUAGCGAUGACAUCGUGUUACUUCAUUAAGAACACUUCGGAUCAAGUGGAUGCGGUAGACUGCAUCAAUGGCUCCACCCUGGAGCACAACAUGCUCAGUGAUCUGACCAACUUCACAUAUCUGAGCCACCUGCACGUUUCGGUGGCCACUCCAGUGCCGGAGAUAGCACCACCCGAUGUGGAUCUGACCAUUUCCAAUGAGUCCAAGCUGAUGAUUAAUCUGGAGGGUUGUGUAAAUACCCUGAUGGAUGAAUGCAAGGAGUUCCUGAAGGACUUCGGACGCGAUGGCAGUGAUCACAAUGCUCGGGCUCGCUUCCCAUGCUUUUAUUCACCCGGAAAGAAGGAUGUUGUGGUGGCUCGAUUUGAUUUAGAAGUCACAUAUCGCCAGUUUGUGUUCGCCUCGGUGGUGCCAUCGGUUCUAUUUGUUGUAUCCUGUUCUAUCCUGAUCAUGUGUCAGACCACCGUUUACGUGGGCGAUGAUGCUAAGAUGCGGUUCAAGGGAUGUGUGGAUACGGAGACCGUCCUGAAUAAGAAUAACGUGGGCGCACCCACCAACGGCGACAUGGGCGGGGGCGGCGGCGAUGAGGUUAUGGCCCUAUGAGAUCCGUCACGCAUUCCUCUGCUCCAGGAAGACAGUCCGACACACCAGACGGGAGUCUUCGCUUUGCAAUAAUUGGAGUUGGGCACCAGCUGAAGUCAGAAACACAAUCGAGCAACUUGAAAUU